CGGAAAAUGACAGGAGCGAGAUGAAUUCAGGGGAGAUAAUGAUGCAUUAUCCUUGCAGAUGUAGAGCUGUGUUUGGUUAGGCUAGGGAAGUCAACAAGUAAAUGAUUGGAUAGUCAAUCUUGGUGAUCAUUUAGUUGGGUUUAUGAAAGCCGUUAUAUUUUGUGAAUAUUAAAAGUUUUUUUAUGGCUAUUUUGGUGCUUUCUAUUUUAAAAACCUUUUGUUUAAAUAGCUCUGUGGGACCUCAAUUCACACAGGGCACGUGAAAUAAAGAUUACCAGUUCGUAAGUUCAUAUGGAGUUGUGUGUCUAGCACAACGCCAAAUCGCGUUUUUUGUGGUUUUUUUUUUUAAGAAACGUUAUUUAUCUGCAGCUGCUCAUGCGUUUAUAUCAUGAGUAGAGCAAGCAUACGCUACAUCAUUAUUUUAAAAUAACUAACUUGUAAGUAUUUACGGACCUACAAUAUUUGUGCAAACUUCCAACAAGGUGGUCACGCUUGGUUGUUGCAUAUCACCUCGACACGUCUAGCCAUAUGUUUGAGGUGUAGACCCUAAAUCAGGUGUGCAUAGAUAUAAUCAAACAAAAUGUUUUGCUGGGCAUUCGACCUGUUAUUGACUACACUAAUAUUGUUAGGCGCCCAUCAAUUAGUAGCAAGCCAAAGUAAUAGUAAAGGGAGAGCAUUCAUGCUGGCCUUUCUUCCAAAUUUCAACAUGACUACAAACAGCAGCCUCCUUGUUACCACAGACGCUGCGACUACUGUUCACAUCUAUAUUGCCGCUACUGGCAAUCACACACGCUAUGUAAUCUCAAAGGAUUCCAGCUUACACAUCAAGCUUCCCAAAGAAGUCACAGUUUUCACAAAUCUGAAAAUUGCCAAGAAUAAAGCAGUCUUUGUGUAUGCCACACAGCCAGUUUCUGUCUAUGGCAUCAGUUCCCAGUUCUUAUCAAGCUCUCAAGCUGCCUUUCUGGCAAUACCCAUUGAAAAGUGGGGUCAAAGUUAUAUAGUUGCUACCUAUUCAACAUUGAAAAAAAGAAUAGCUGAGAUUAUAAUUUUAGUAGCAGAAAACACUGUCUUUACCAUAUAUUUGAAUUCUAUUGGAUCAAACCAAUGUAGUACACAACAUAUUGAUGGAUGACAAUCACUAUCUUACAUAUUUGAAAGAGAGGAUGUUUUUAGGAUAAGCUGUGUCAAUGAUUUGACAGGCUCUGUUAUCAAGGGUUCUCAUCCUUUUGGAGUAAUAGCAGGUGACCAGUGUAUUAGUAAUUCAAAAAGAAUAGACAGUCUCAAGCCCUGUGAUCAAAUGAUGGAGAUGAUGAUCCCUUCCACCUUGCUGGGUCACAGUUACAUUGUCUCCUCCUUGGUCAAUAGACGGUCCAAACUUAGAAUUGUUUAUAAUUACUUAGAAUUAAAAGCAGCAGAUAUACCAUUCAAUGUGAGCUUCACCAUUUUAUCAGGAUCUAAUGCAACAACCUCAUUUAAAAAUGUAUUUUUUGAAGAAGUAGUUUUAGAACCAGGCACAGUGGCAAGUGUGAAGGUUGAGAGCCACAAAUCAGUGAUGGUCAUCUUGUAUUCAUUUGGGCCAGUAGAUAGUGCUGCCAUGACAGUGGUGCCACCUGUGGAAAGAUUUGAUGCUGAAUACAAUGUAUUUUUCAACCGGCACAAUUUUUCUGAUAGGGCAACAAAUGGUUCCUAUUAUGUGGAUGUAUACAUGCCGAUAGAAAGAAUGGCUUACAAUUUAGAAGGAUUUGAAGUCUCCACUAUUAACGCUACUAACUUUGGUGUACUACAUGCAAAGAAUGUAAAUAAAUCUAUAGCUCUUCUUUCCGAGAAAACAUUUUACUCCAACAGUAACAUUAUAGUAACAGUAUCAGAUUCUCUCUCAUCAAUGGCAUUCUUGGCAGGAAUGAAGAUAGAUUUCUUCACAGGGACAGACAACUGCUCCAGUAGCCCCUGUCAAAAUGAUGGAUAUUGUUAUGCAUUUGGCAAUACCUUAAGAUGUUUCUGUGGUGAUCAGCUGUUGGGUGACUUCUGUGAAACAGAUAUCCGUAACUCAUGUUUGAGUCAGCCUUGUCUAAAUGGAGGCACUUGUAAGGAUGAAGUUUUCGAUUUUACCUGCAAAUGUCCCAAAAAUUUUAUGGGGAAAAUAUGUGAUUCAGCCACUUCUCAGCCCACACCAUCCACCAGUAAAAGUGCCAGCACUUCAAAACUGUCCAGCACAAUGAAACCACAUAAAUCCCAUGAACGUCCUGUAUGCAACUGUACCUGUGACAAUAAGACUGUGGAGGAGAUCACAAAAAGCAAGGAAGAAAUAGAGAAAGAAUUAAAAGUUGACCCUAAGACAGUUCACAAAACUAUAACCAAAUACACAAGUACUUAUGACAAAAGACCCUCAGCUGCUGGGAUUGGUAUCUUGGGUAUAGUUUUUGUGUCUGCACUGUUUGGAAGUAUAGUUUUUCUUGACCUGAUGUCUGCUGUCCACUACAUCCUGUCAAGGUGUCUUUGGAAAGGCAAGAAACAGCUUAAGCAAAGCAAAAAUACUGCAGCAACACCUUUCCAAACUCAUGACAAGCUCAAAGCAAGCCACCUAUACAAAUCUUCUUCUGUAAGAAAAACAUCUACGUUUAAAGAUGGCAUUGUCUUGCCAAGGUUCAUACUGGACAGAAAUGGUUCUGUUGUGUUAGAUAAGAAAAGCUCUGAUUUCAGGUUUAAAAGGCUUCUGUGGUCUUUAAAACAAGAGAUGGCAAGUUGGGAGUUUGAUACAAUCAUGGACAAUGAGGUCCAUGUGGAUAAAAGCAGCUUUGAUUUGACUGAUACAGAAAAGACAGACAACAUUUAUGAUGAAGUGAAGCUCAAUAACUCGGAGGAAAUCAGAAACAGUUCACUAGAUACUGACAUUGAAUACAAAAGUUGUGAGAAUGAUGUGUGUGAUUUAAGUCAAAACCCACUAGCUGGGGUAGACAACUCUUCAAUUAACAAUAUGGAGGAAGAUAAUUCCAAAACUCACAUGAGUGAUGACAAUGACGGAAUGUGUAAUUACUCAAAAAAUAUUUAUUCUGAUUGUGAUUCAAUAGAAAUGAAUAAUUUCUUACAGAGUAUGUCACCAAAAGAUCACAUCAUAAUGGAAAAAAACAUCCAGCCAUAAAACAUUUUUGCACACAGUGUAAUAUUCAUAAAGUGAGUCUACCAGAAAGUAUGCUGUGCAAAUUGUAUUUCUAGUAUUUAACUCAUAAGGGUAUCAUUAAAGUAAUGUUAUGGUGCUGUCUCUGCAAAACAAUACUGGCACAAUUUCUAUAAGACCAAAUGAAACUACAAAGAUAUGUAUAGACUGAGAAAAGACAAAUAUGUUCUUCUAGCAAGCUUUUUGCUGCUGAGUUGUAGACUCUUUUGCAGUCUACGCGAAGAAAAAAUAGCUUGCUGUUUUAUUCAGCAGUUCCAGACUGCCAAGCAGAGUGUUAUUUAUAAUGGGUUGUCUAAGGGAAAGUUAAGAUAUUAUGUAAUUACAUAAUAAAAAACAAAAAAAUAUUCAAAUGAAAUAACAGAUAUAAUGGUCCCUUGAAUUUCGCUGAAGGCUAUAUGAUGGGUUUUCAAAUAGUAUUAGUGGAAAAAAUACUCUGCAUUUUCUUUUAACACCAUGGGUUUUCUGUUGUACACCUGGUGUAUAUGUACUGUUUUGGGGAAAAAACUGAAAACGUCACCAAAGCGCCAAAGAAGUCAAUACAUUUUUCCACUAUUUCUAUAGAUACCAUGAUGAAAAAUGUGUUUGGGAAAAAUAAGUCUUUUGCAAAAUUUCAAUUUUUUGUUAUAGUACUUUAUUGGGGAGGGGAGGGGUGAGAGUUAAAACAGAUUGUUGGCAUCAUGCAUAAGUAAUAUAAAAAAUUCCCUUAGGAAAAUUAAAUUGGGGCAUUCAAAAAUAUCUCAAAGAGGGGUGUGUUGGUAGUUUUAUUCUGUUAUGGUGAAAAUGUAAAAGGUGUGUGUCCUGAGUUGAAAGAUUGUCGACUGUUCUUUGCAGGAGAGAAAAUGGAUACUGGUCUAGUUUUUUUGGCUUGGUCAUUUCUCUGUACAUAACUUAGCCUAUAUAGUUUCCUGAAUAAAAAACACAAUAUCUUA
Biomphalaria glabrata is the source of this 4104-nucleotide messenger RNA. RefSeq lists its product as uncharacterized. Gene Ontology annotation, molecular function: calcium ion binding. Lineage: Eukaryota; Metazoa; Mollusca; Gastropoda; Planorbidae. The record is from RefSeq and is a predicted model, not a curated record. Bases 1298 to 3139 code for a protein of 613 amino acids. The transcript is spliced from 12 exons.